GGCGCGCGCAGGCGCAGGGAGGUCGCAGCUCCUGGUCUACUCUGGUAGUGUUCGAGCUACUGUGGCCGGAGAGGAGUGACUGGAAUUGCUUGAGAGAGAGGAAGGGAGAGAGAGGAGAAACAUCAAUGCAAAAGAGAAACAUUCAUCGGUUGUCUGUCAUGCAUGCUUUGACUGAGGAUCUAACAGAAAACCUAGAAUAUCCACAUUUCAGUUUCCGUGCCCAUCAACAGUUUUAAUUCAUCAUGGAUAACCUGUCAUCAGAAGAAAUUCAGUUGAGGGCUCACCAGGUUACUGAUGAGUCUCUGGAAAGUACAAGGAGAAUCCUGAAUUUAGCCAUUGAGUCUCAGGAUGCAGGAAUCAAGACUAUCACUAUGCUGGAUGAACAAGGAGAACAACUAAACCGCAUAGAAGAAGGAAUGGACCAAAUAAACAAAGACAUGAGAGAGGCAGAGAAGACUUUAACAGAACUCAACAAGUGCUGUGGUCUUUGUGUCUGCCCAUGUAAUAGAUUCUCAGAUGUUGGUUGUUUCUAUCAAAUCAGGACAAAGAACUUUGAGUCUGGUAAGGCCUAUAAGGCAACAUGGGGAGAUGGUGGAGACAACUCUUCUAGCAAUGUCAUAUCUAAACAGCCAGGCCGAGUGACAAAUGGUCAGCCUCAGCAAGCAACCACAGGAGCAGCAGGUGGUGGAUACAUUAAACGUAUAACAAAUGAUGCCAGAGAAGAGGAAAUGGAAGAGAACCUGACUCAAGUGGGCAGUAUCCUAGGAAAUCUAAAAAACAUGGCCCUGGACAUGGGUAAUGAAAUUGAGGCUCAAAAUCAACAAAUAAAUCGGAUCACAGAAAAGGCUGACACCAACAAAGAUCGUAUCGAUGUUGCCAAUGCCAGAGCAAAGAAACUCAUUAACAGCUAAAGUACUGCUGUACUUCUUUACCAUUUAUUCACUUGCCUAGUUCUUCCUUCAAAGUCAUUGCCUUUUCAGAGUUUGAAAUUUUGGUUCUGCACUCUUCUAAUCAGGAGAUAAUGUGGAAGGGCAAGGAGUAACCGCCCGUUUUUUAUUUUCUCUUUUUCCCUUAAGGGGAGACAGCUGCUCCACCUUCCUUCCACUUACUUGCUUGCUUGGUUUAUAUUCUUAGAUUGAUUUUUAUACAUUACAUAUAGCUUUGUUUUUCACCCUCCACAUUUACUGUAGCAGGUUCUUCUGCUUUCAAGAUUUGGAAGCAUUGCCAAAGACAGUCAUGAAAAAGGAAGCUAGAGGUCGGGGAGUACAAGAGGAGAAGCAAGAGAUAAGAGGUUGUUACCUCAGUAAAACCUUCAGGCCACAAAGCAAAAAGUUGCAUAGCCACAGUAAAGAUCUAGUUCAGUUUAGAUUUUAAGUUGCAGGUAUUGCCAAUUUAGGCUAAAACUUGAUUUUGGAGGUUUUAUAUACAAUAUUUUUGUUAUACAUCACAACUUUGCAACCUCUGUUUCAAAAAAGAACAGAAUGAGUUUUCUGAAAGUGAGCUUAAUUCCUGAACUCUUGGUGAUUUUUAUACACACACACAGAUUCUGUGAUCACAUUUCAUAUUGUACCAUACAGGAGCACUUUGUACAAAUGAAUGGCUUUUUAUUUUCAUAUUAUUAGUAUCAUGUUUGCAAUAUAAGCCUAUUAACCUCAUAAAUUUGUCAUUAGUCUUUGAAGAAAAAUAUGUAAAUAUGUAUGUGUAACAGGAGAAUUUCUCUCUAAAGCAGGGCUUAAAAUUUUUUGGGAAAAUUUGACAAAAUACGUCACAUGAUUUCAGAUUUACCUCAAUGCCAAGAAUUAUGUUUAGAUAGGAAAAAAUAAACUUGUUUUCAUCUCAGGUAGAAAAAAUGUUAUAUUGCUUUGAGUUUAAUGUAGAUUUGGGCUUUUAAAAAGCUAGAAUUCUGUUUAACUAAAAAUGAUUUGGAAAGUUAUGCCUUCAGUUUGAUUAUUUAUGAUUGUACUCUCAAUAUCUUAGCCUUGUAUAUUGAACCAUGUUCAGAAUCAUGCUUACGUAGACCCUUAACAGUGUUGUAAGAAUAUGAUUGCUAUUUGUCACAUUUAUUUAGAAGCUAGUACCAGCACACUUAAAAGCUAAUAAGGUGGAUUUGUUUAAUGAAUAACACUCUUGAGUGCCCCCUACUGGGAACCUGGCCCACAACACAGGCAUGUGCCCUGACUGGGAACUGAACAGGCGACCCUUUGAUUCACAGGUUGGCACUCAAUCCACUGAGCCACACAAUCCAGGACAAGAGGAAAAUAUUUCAAGUGAGAUUCAUUUAGGCUCUCUGUAAUAGAAAUGCUCUAUGCCAAAGAGAGUAGCUUGGCAGGUGAUGGUACAUGUGUAAAGCAAAAAGGUAUAAAACACUGGGAAUUAUCCUGUACCUAAAUGCCCUUUCUUAAAGAAUUUAAAAGAAAAUCUUUAACACCGUUAAGCCUGAGAGAAAGGGUUCUGAGGGUACCAAUAUGCUACCCUCGAGAAUAAUUGGUUAGAAGUAUGAGCUUAGGUAUCAAAUUGGAUUUACACUGUAGUUCUGCCAUUUGCUGGCUAAGUGACUGUAAGCCCAUUUCUGUGCCUCAGUCACCUAGUCUGUAAAUGGGAAUCAAUAAUUCCUACACCAUAGAGUUGUUGCAAAGACUUAGCAUGAUAAUGUAUGGAAAGCACUUAGAGCACUGUCCAGCCAAUGUAACAGCUUAAAUGAUAGCCUGUCAACACAGCCUGUCUCUGCAGAGAAAUAGACAUACAAACAUGACUCAUACAUAAAUGGGUCUUGAAAGCCAAU
Messenger RNA from Pteronotus mesoamericanus, 2782 nucleotides. RefSeq names its product synaptosome associated protein 23 (gene SNAP23). The transcript is spliced from 10 exons. The coding region runs from base 243 to 911 and encodes 222 amino acids. The record is from RefSeq and is a predicted model, not a curated record. Gene Ontology annotation, molecular function: syntaxin binding; SNAP receptor activity. NCBI's taxonomy places the organism in Eukaryota, Metazoa, Chordata, Mammalia, Chiroptera, Mormoopidae. Gene Ontology annotation, biological process: synaptic vesicle fusion to presynaptic active zone membrane; synaptic vesicle priming; exocytosis. Gene Ontology annotation, cellular component: plasma membrane; SNARE complex.